Messenger RNA from Felis catus (domestic cat), 4432 nucleotides. RefSeq names its product polypeptide N-acetylgalactosaminyltransferase 17 (gene GALNT17). The record is from RefSeq and is a predicted model, not a curated record. The transcript is spliced from 11 exons. Gene Ontology annotation, cellular component: Golgi apparatus. NCBI's taxonomy places the organism in Eukaryota, Metazoa, Chordata, Mammalia, Carnivora, Felidae. Bases 1173 to 2969 code for a protein of 598 amino acids.
GGCGGAGGAGGAGCUGGCGUUGCAGCCGGUCCCCUCGGGCCGCGCCCCGCCCUCCGCCGCCACCUGCGCGUCCCCUCCGGGCUCUCCAACCCCCGGGCCAGGGCCGCGUGGGCUGUCGGUGCCGCAGCGGCCGUAUCACUGCGUCCGCCAAUUAGGACACUCGGCGUUUGGCUCCGUGGCGCGCGGGACGAGCUGAGCUGCCCGUUCUGGCGAGCGGAGGGGGCGCCGGCGCGCGUCCCUGCCGCCGCGCUCCCCGCGACGUUUUCGGCGGGGGUAGAGAACUGCUGUGACUUUUGAGGUCCUACUCCUCCUUCCGGCCGGCCUCGCGACGCGCCAGCUCGGAGCGAGGCCAGUGUGACCGGCAGGCCCCGAAGGCUCACUGCGUGAGGUUGGGGCUUGGAACGCGUCCGGGCGCCCGCGGCGCUGUGCGCGCUGGUGAGUUUGGUGGCGGGGUGGGGUAUCCCCGGCGCGAGGGGCGGAGAGGACGUCGCGCUCUGCCCCUUGGUCCGCCCCCUAGUGCUGCCCCCACUUUGAGAGUAAUUGAGACUUGAGCGUGACUGCGGAGCCGCGAGGAUGCGGGCUCCGGGCGCGGGCUUUCCCUCUGCCCGGCGUGAUGGAGCGGGUCGCUGAGCGGAACAAAGGCGCCCGCCCCGGGGAGCGGGUCCUGGGCUGAAGACCUCGGGCCGCGCGCCGCGACGGCCGCCUGCGGACGAGGGUGGUGGCCGUGUGGCCCGAGGCGCGGCGCGCUCCCCCGCGGGCGGGCGGCAAACCCUGAGCCCGGCACCUGCGCGCCACUCCCGGGCUUCGCUCCCGGCGGCCCGAGGAACAGCCGCGAGCCACUUGCUGGUGCCGCGGAGAGACCCACGGCCCCCGGCCCUUCGCCGAGAAGCCGAGGCGCCCGGAAGGGGCCGCGAGCCGUGAACUGAGCAGGCGUCUCCGGGAGCACUUCUGCACACCGAGGGCUUCCAUGGGAGCGAUUUCGCUCUCCCCCUGACCGCCCGGUCCUCCCAACCGUCUCCGCUGCCCGAGCAUCCGCGCUGUGGGGCCGGGAGCCGCGGGGCUCCCCGCCGGCAGUCGGGAGUGUGAGGCUCGCACGGCUCCCCGGCAGCUCCGCGCCUCGCGGGAGCCCGAGGGGGCGCGGGUCCGGGGCGCGGGCCGGCCGGGCGUGUUUGAUGGCUUCACUGAGAAGAGUCAAAGUGCUGCUGGUGUUGAACUUGAUCGCGGUGGCCGGCUUCGUGCUCUUCCUGGCCAAGUGCCGGCCCAUCGCGGUGCGCAGCGGAGACGCCUUCCACGAGAUCCGGCCGCGCGCCGAGGCGGCCAACCUUAGCGCGCACAGCGCCAGCCCCAUCCAGGAUGCGGUCUUGAAGCGCCUCUCGCUGCUCGAGGACAUCGUCUACCGGCAACUGAAUGGCUUAUCCAAAUCCCUUGGGCUCAUCGAAGGUUAUGGUGGACGGGGCAAAGGGGGCCUUCCCGCUACCCUUUCCCCGGCCGAAGAAGAAAAAGCCAAGGGACCCCAUGAGAAGUAUGGCUACAAUUCCUACCUCAGUGAAAAAAUUUCACUGGAUCGUUCCAUUCCGGAUUAUCGUCCCACCAAGUGCAAGGAACUGAAGUACUCCAAGGAGCUGCCCCAGAUCUCCAUCAUAUUCAUCUUCGUGAACGAGGCCCUGUCGGUGAUCCUGCGGUCAGUCCACAGCGCGGUCAACCACACGCCGACGCACCUGCUGAAGGAAAUCAUCCUGGUGGACGACAACAGUGACGAAGAGGAGCUGAAGGCCCCGCUGGAAGAGUACGUCCAGAAGCGCUACCCUGGGCUGGUGAAGGUGGUACGCAACCAAAAAAGAGAGGGCCUGAUCCGAGCUCGCAUCGAGGGCUGGAAGGCGGCCACUGGCCAGGUCACUGGCUUCUUCGAUGCCCACGUGGAAUUCACAGCUGGCUGGGCCGAGCCGGUUCUGUCCCGAAUCCAGGAGAACCGGAAGCGAGUGAUCCUCCCGUCCAUCGACAACAUCAAACAGGACACGUUCGAGGUGCAGCGCUACGAGAACUCGGCCCACGGCUACAGCUGGGAGCUGUGGUGCAUGUACAUCAGCCCCCCGAAAGACUGGUGGGACGCCGGAGACCCCUCUCUCCCCAUCAGGACACCAGCCAUGAUUGGCUGCUCCUUCGUGGUCAACAGGAAGUUCUUUGGUGAAAUCGGUCUCCUUGACCCUGGCAUGGAUGUGUAUGGAGGAGAAAAUAUCGAACUUGGAAUCAAGGUAUGGCUCUGUGGGGGCAGCAUGGAGGUCCUGCCUUGCUCACGGGUGGCCCACAUUGAGCGGAAGAAGAAACCCUACAACAGCAACAUCGGUUUCUACACCAAGAGGAAUGCUCUCCGGGUUGCUGAGGUCUGGAUGGAUGAUUACAAGUCUCACGUGUACAUAGCGUGGAAUCUGCCACUGGAGAAUCCAGGAAUUGACAUCGGUGAUGUCUCCGAAAGAAGAGCCUUGAGGAAAAGUUUAAAGUGUAAGAAUUUCCAGUGGUACCUGGACCACGUUUACCCAGAAAUGAGAAGAUACAAUAACACCAUUGCAUAUGGGGAGCUUCGAAACAACAAGGCUAAAGACGUCUGCUUGGACCAGGGGCCACUGGAGAACCACACAGCAAUACUGUACCCAUGCCAUGGCUGGGGACCCCAGCUUGCCCGCUAUACCAAGGAGGGCUUCCUGCACUUGGGAGCCCUGGGGACCACCACGCUCCUCCCUGACACCCGCUGCCUGGUGGACAACUCCAAGAGUCGGCUGCCCCAGCUCCUCGACUGUGACAAAGUCAAGAGCAGCCUGUACAAGCGCUGGAAUUUCAUCCAGAACGGAGCCAUCAUGAAUAAGGGCACGGGGCGCUGCCUCGAGGUGGAGAACCGGGGCCUGGCUGGCAUCGACCUCAUCCUCCGCAGCUGCACGGGACAGAGGUGGACGAUUAAGAACUCGAUCAAGUAGCGGGGAGGAGCAGGGGCCCCCGGAGCCUGGCCCCCGGGACAAGGUCUGCCCGUCUUCUGGGCCAGCCGCACUGGUGAAGAGACAGCGAGGAGCCAGCCGGGGCUCAGCAGCCCUUCCGGGGCUUCUCCAGGGGCCCCGGAUGGAGACUUGGUGUCCCCAGUGGGCGCUCAGCUGCCGUGAGGCUCGUGCCCCCUGGAAAAGCCCCCCGACCCUUCUCUGGGAACCCGGGAGCCGUGUCUUCUGCAGCCUGGAUGUGGACCUCGUACCAUGGAGUGAACCCCCCACGUCCUCCUCGUCGUCUUCGCAGCCACAAUCAGGACUGGGACCGGCAGGGGCCCCUCCUCGUCCUCGUCUCUUGCAGCUGCAGCAGCUUCUGAGUGCCACCCCGACCCUCGGCAAGGUGGGGGGUGGCGCUCAGUCACGUCCUAUCUGCCCCUCCUCAGAGGAGGCGGUCAGGCCCUGGGACUCCGUUUCCCUGGAGGUUGCUUCUGCCCCGAUGCCCAUUUGCAGCCCGAGGCAGCCUCCACCCCAACCCUUAGCGGCAGACGGCUUUGGCGGCUACGGCCCUGGACUUUUCUGGACCCUCCCUUAGAUGGCCUGGAAGGAAUUAAUGCUUCCACGGUCACCAGGGCGCUAGGCUCUCGCGUUCCGGGGCCAGCUGCUCUGCCCGUGUCCGCAGGGAGCCAGACACAGAAAGAGGCUGAGCACGUAGGGAGGUCAUGGCUGUGAGGGGCCCUCCGGGCUGGAGCCGGGCCAGUGCGGCUCUGCCCUCGGGAGACCAGGGGGCCCUGACUCAUGACCAGGGAGGCCGCCAUGGGAGCCUCCACCUGGAGCUUUAGGACUGAGGCCAGCACAGCACGGGGGUCGGGGCGGGGUGAGAGCAGGACCCUGGAAAACGCUCCGGGUUCAUCUCAUCUCACCCCAUGCUCUGCUGGCUGACAGGGGAGAAGGCAGUCGAUUCCUCUCUGCAGAGUAAUAAUUGUUUUCGAUUGCCCUCUGGUUAGGGUGCACUUGUAAAUCAGAGUUAAUAUAUGGACGCGUGUGCAUGCCUACGAGUGUGUGUGCCUGCGUGGUGUGCGUGUGCGCGUGCAUGUGUGUGUCUGGGCGUGCGCCUCCGAGUGUGUGAUAGAGCGGGUGUCAGAGUGUGGCCUCGGGCUUGCCGCUUCGUCGCUCACCUGGAUCAGGGCGAGGCUGCCGGAAGUAUGGGGGGUUGGCCACCCAUCUGUGGCCAGGAGGACGCGGCCCAGCCUGGCCCCAUGUGGCGCCCCAGAUGGAAGGCUGUCCCUUCUCCCAGGUCCCUCUCUGUCCCUCAUGCUGUCCCCAAGGGUCAAGCCCUGCCCAGAACCAAAUCCUGUAGUUGCCCGGUUUGGGGUUCACAGUGUCUCAUUUGGUGGCAUCUUAUUGGUGAUCCCCCUCCCCCAAUUCCUCCCUUGUGAAAUAAAUACAUGUGAGCACUUCCCCAA